CUUGGACACAGCAACAGCAGUACUACAAUUUCCAUCGGUUGUACUUCUCAUCGUGUUUUUCAGCUUUGUAAUUAUGGCUAACUACGCCGCGAUGCUGCUGUUGGCCGUUGUCUCUCUGAUGGCUGGACAGGCAAUGGGUGGACCAAUGGGUUCGUCUUCUUCUGCAUACUACACCACUCCGCCGCCUUAUUACACCACGACGUAUGUAGCCCCCUCUUACUACGCCACAAAGGUGCCCGAGUACUACACCACUACGUAUGCAGCUCCAACAUACUACACCACAAAGGCGCCCGAGUACUACACCACCACGUAUGCAGCUCCAACAUACUACACCACAAAGGCGCCCGAGUACUACCCUGCACCGAGCUAUUACACAGAGGCGCCAGUGUAUUACACAACAACGUACGCCACUCCAAGCUACUACACCGAAGCUCCCGCCUACUAUGCCACAAAGGCCCCUGAGUAUUACACCACAACUUACGCCGUUCCAGCCUAUUACACUGAGACUCCGCAGUACUACACUACAAAGGCUCCAGAGUACACAACAUAUACUGCGCCAAGCUAUUAUACCGAGGAGCCCAAGUACUACACCACAACAUACGCCGCUCCAGCUUACUACACCGAAGCUACCAAGUAUUACUCAGCCCUAAGCUACUACCAGACUGAGGCUCCACAAUCCACAACAACGUAUGCUGCUCCGGUUUACUACACUGAAGCUCCUCAAUACUACAGCACAAAGUCUGCUGAAUACUACACGACUAAAGCCCCGGGGUAUUACACACAGAGGGCUGAAUACUACACCACAACAUACACUGCCCCGGUUUACUACACUGCAGCUCCCAAGUAUUACCAGACUGAUGCUCCGAAAUACUACACCACUAAGGCUCCUGAGUACUACACCACAACGUAUGCUGCUCGGAGCUACUAUUCCGAGACACCCAAGUACUACACCACUACCUACGCUGCCCCGGCUUAUUACACCGAGGCUCCGCAAUACUACACCACCAAGGCUGAUGAAUACUACACGACGAAAGCACCGGAGUACUACGCAAAGAAAGCAGAAUACUACACCACAACUUACGCAGCUCCAUCUUACUACACUGAGGCCCCCCAAUACUAUACUACAAAGGCCCCCGAGUACUACACCACGCCGUAUGCUGCACCAAGCUAUUACACUGAGCGUCCAAAGCAUUAUUAAUCGUAAAAAUACCUUGUCCGUAAAGCUUAAUAGUUAGAAAUAAUUAGAUCUUGUUUUAUUAUUUGCUGCCCUCGUUCCAAAAUGAGUAUUUCCCUGCAUUGUAUUUAUCCAAUAACAAGUCGCCCCAUACGAAUGUGGUUUAUAACUAAAAUAUUGAAUACAGCUAUUAUGUCGUUACUCAA
Molecule: messenger RNA, 1380 nt
Organism: Daphnia carinata
Lineage: Eukaryota; Metazoa; Arthropoda; Branchiopoda; Diplostraca; Daphniidae
Exons: 2
Coding region: 74-1198 (374 amino acids)
Source: RefSeq, a predicted model, not a curated record